Messenger RNA from Camelina sativa (false flax), 722 nucleotides. RefSeq lists its product as uncharacterized. NCBI's taxonomy places the organism in Eukaryota, Viridiplantae, Streptophyta, Magnoliopsida, Brassicales, Brassicaceae. The record is from RefSeq and is a predicted model, not a curated record.
AAGUCAAUAAAAUAAAAGCAAAGCGACGACAACGACUUCAGGGGAAGUACAAAAUCAUCGCGCGAUUCAUUUUGUUUGUCGAAAAUUCCCAAUUCCUGAGUCAAGAACCCUAAUUGCAAAUAUGGUUUGCGUUAUGUGUUUGGUGCCGCUGUUCCUCGUCCCGCUCGUCAAUUUAAUGCCUCGCAUCAUCGAUUUCUUCAUGGCGAAAUUGUACGCGUGGCUUGGAUGGGAGUACAGGAAGCCAGCGAGAGUUCCUCCAGCUUGUCCUUUCAAGCCUGUUGCUAAUAAUAACGACAACGCUACCAAAGUGGCUGCUGAAACUGGAACUGAAGGUACAGAAACAAUAGCUAAACCUGUAGUUGCGGAGGAGACGGGUGGGGUUAAGCAGGAUUGAGCCCGAGUCUUUUUUCUUUUCAAUAAAGCUUUUGUAUUUGUGGAUAUGUUUUGGAUAAAAGAAGCUGGAAGAUGAAAUUACCAAUUGUGAUAAUCUUAUACGUUGAAAACUUUUUGGUAAUUUUCCCGUUAAAAAUGCUAUGUAAACAGGUCUUUUCUUAUGUCUACUUCUCUUUCUUUUUUUGGUGUCUUGCAUGUGGGGGGAGGAGAUGUCGAAUUCCUCAGUAAAUUUCGGAUCACUGUACUAGUUGAGCCCAAAUCUGAUCCAAUCGAGUCAUGCCUUCUUGUUGUAUCCCUUUGUUUUCUUGUAAGUUUGUUUAUUACGACUA